UUUGAAAUUUCGCCACUGAUUUUUAUCGAUGGAUACGAUCCGUUUUUCACGCGUUUCGCGUCAGUAAGAGGUACAGAGGUCAAUCGUCGCGAUUGUUCUACAAGCCACGUGGCAUUUUUAUUCGGUGACCGGUACCGAAUCACCAUCCUUCGCGUUUAUCUACUCUCGCGAAAAGGAAUGUCAUUGAAUCACAGCACCGCGGUGGUGCCGGAUAAUAUCGGCGAGGAACAUGUUAGCCCAGCAGUUUACAUCGGCGCGGCGAUCGGCCUCGCUUUUAUCGGUUUCUUCGGCUUCACCAUGAACCUGUUGGUCGCAGUUGUGAUCGUCAAGGACGCGCAGACAUUGUGGACACCCGUGAACGUGAUCCUCGUCAAUCUUGUCGUUGGCGAUUUUUUAGUGGCCGCUCUUGGAAAUCCGGUUGCCAUGGUUUCGGCGAUCACUGGAGGAUGGUACUGGGGCUAUAAAGUGUGUCUCUGGUACGCCUGGUUCAUGUCUACUCUGGGAUUUGCCAGUAUUGGUAACUUGACGGUAAUGGCCGUCGAAAGGUGGCUCCUGGUCGCUAGACCAAUGAAAGCAUUGUCCAUAAGGAACGCCAUGGUAUUGGGUUUGUUCGUUUGGGUAUACGCACUUUGUCUUUCCGUGCCACCGUUUUUUGGUUGGGGAAGCUAUGGUCCUGAAGCAGGAAACGUGUCCUGCAGCGUUUCCUGGGAGGUCCACGAUCCAGCUACGAGAAGCGACAGCUACAUCGGUUUUCUGUUCUUGUUCGGUCUCGCUGUGCCUGUGUCGGUGAUCGGCACCAGUUACGUGGCGAUUCUGUUAACUUUAAGAAAAGUGAGGAGGAGAUCAGGUUCACGCGGAAGGCUUGAAGCAAGAAUAACGAAAAUGGUCGCGUUGAUGAUAACUGCCUUCUUGCUUGCUUGGUCGCCGUACGCGGUUUUGGCCCUCGCCGCUCAGUAUUUCGACGUAAGCAAAACCGUCGGCCGCGGUGGCCGUGCUUCCAGCUCUGCUUGCCAAAUCCUCCAUUUGUUACAAUCCUAUUAUCUACGCGGGCUUGAACAGCCAAUUUCCUCGGUCUUUAAAGAAGAUAUUCGACACACGCAGUUCGAGGAUCAUGUUGCCGGAGAGUCAGAACACGGCGCUAACCGCUCUGAAUAAGCUAGAGCAGAGAAACCGAGAAUGAGGAUCGGUAACGCUGACGAGCGGCCUAACAGCGGGAAU
Molecule: messenger RNA, 1218 nt
Organism: Hylaeus volcanicus
Lineage: Eukaryota; Metazoa; Arthropoda; Insecta; Hymenoptera; Colletidae
Product: rhodopsin, GQ-coupled-like
Exons: 6
Coding region: 178-1155 (325 amino acids)
Biological process (GO): G protein-coupled receptor signaling pathway
Cellular component (GO): photoreceptor outer segment; membrane
Molecular function (GO): G protein-coupled receptor activity
Source: RefSeq, a predicted model, not a curated record